Messenger RNA from Amorphotheca resinae ATCC 22711, 1812 nucleotides. RefSeq lists its product as hypothetical. Gene Ontology annotation, cellular component: cytosol. Lineage: Eukaryota; Fungi; Ascomycota; Leotiomycetes; Helotiales; Amorphothecaceae. Bases 1 to 1812 code for a protein of 603 amino acids. Gene Ontology annotation, biological process: tetrahydrofolate interconversion. The transcript is spliced from 2 exons. Gene Ontology annotation, molecular function: methylenetetrahydrofolate reductase [NAD(P)H] activity; FAD binding. The record is from RefSeq and is a predicted model, not a curated record.
AUGCAUAUCAAAGACAUGCUGGCCGAGACUGAGCGGUCCGGCCAGCCCUCAUUCUCUUUCGAAUUCUUCCCGCCGAAGACUGCACAGGGCGUUCAAAAUCUCUAUGACCGCAUGGACCGUAUGCACGGACUGGGGCCCAGCUUCAUCGACAUCACAUGGGGUGCUGGAGGCAGGUUGGCGCAGUUGACUUGUGAGAUGGUGAACGUUGCUCAAUCGCAGUAUGGGUUGGAGACAUGCAUGCACUUGACCUGCACCGAUAUGGGGAGAGACAAAGUCGACGAGGCCCUUAAGAGCGCUUACAGAGCGGGCUGCACAAAUAUCCUCGCCCUCCGUGGCGAUCCACCCCGAGAGAAGGAAAAAUGGGAAGCAACAGAGGGAGGCUUUGUGUAUGCAAAGGAUCUCGUCAAGCAUAUUCGCCAAACGUAUGCCGAUCACUUCGAUAUAGGAGUCGCGGGCUACCCCGAGGGAUGUGAUGAUCAAGAUGAUCAGGAGCUUCUGCUGGAUCACUUGAAGGAAAAAGUUGACGCCGGAGCUUCAUUCAUCGUUACGCAGAUGUUCUACGACGUGGAUAAUUUCAUUCAGUGGGUCUCGAAAGUUAGAGCAAAAGGCAUCACCGUCCCCAUCAUCCCUGGAAUCAUGCCAAUCAACACCUACGCAAGCUUUCUCCGGAGAUGCAAUCAUAUGGGCUGUAAAAUCCCUUCCAGCUGGAGUGAGGCUCUCGAAGAAGUGAAGAAUGACGAUGCGGCUGUUCGAAACAUUGGGACGGGAUUGGUGGCUGAAAUGUGCCGUAAAAUCCUGGCAGCAGGCAUCCGUCACUUACAUUUCUACACCAUGAAUCUAUCGCAAGCUACUCGCAUGGUGCUGGAAGAACUCGACUUGACGCCUUCAUCUGAGCGUCCAUUAAAGCAAGCUCUCCCCUGGAGACAGUCCCUUGGCUUUGGACGGCGUGAAGAGGAUGUGCGCCCAAUCUUCUGGAAGAACCGAAACAAGUCAUAUGUCACGCGAACCCAGGAUUGGGAUGAAUUCCCCAACGGUAGAUGGGGUGAUUCUAGGUCCCCUGCGUUCGGUGAGUUGGAUACGUACGGCAUCGGCUUGAAGGGCAGUAAUGAGCAAAACCAGAAGCUCUGGGGUUCACCGAAGUCCAUCAAAGAUAUAUCUGACAUCUUCGUGAAAUAUUUGGAGAAGGGAGUUGACAGUCUUCCAUGGAGUGAAGCUCCCAUCACCAGCGAAGCAGAUGUCAUCAAAGCUGACCUCAUCAAUCUCAACAAGCGUGGCUUACUUACUAUCAAUUCACAGCCUGCCGUUGAUGGCGUAAAGUCUUCAGAUCCUGUGUACGGCUGGGGCCCGACUAACGGUUAUGUCUAUCAGAAAGCUUAUCUGGAACUCUUAGUAUCUCCAAAGCUGAUGGAUGAGCUGAUUAGCCGGAUUGAGCAGGAUCCUGAUCUGACUUACUACGCCGUCAACAAGGCCGGAAACUUGAAGACCAACUCAGGAGAUGGGCCGAAUGCUGUGACCUGGGGAGUAUUCCCAGGCAAGGAAAUCGUACAGCCUACUAUCGUCGAGACUAUAAGUUUCUUAGCCUGGAAGGAUGAAGCCUUCCGUCUCGGUAUGGACUGGGCACAUUGCCAUCCUUCGUCAAGUCCAACUCGGAACUUGAUCGAGCAUAUGAUGGAGACAUGGUUCCUUGUCAAUAUUGUUCACAAUGACUUCCAUCAGACAAAUCGCUUGUUCUCAUUGUUCAAUAGUCUUGAGGUAGAAGAUCUCGAAAAGGAGUUUGAAGGUGACCUCAACGGCACCCCACAGACAAACUAA